Sphaeramia orbicularis (orbiculate cardinalfish) is the source of this 4625-nucleotide messenger RNA. Its product is annotated as transmembrane protein 132D. Lineage: Eukaryota; Metazoa; Chordata; Actinopteri; Kurtiformes; Apogonidae. The transcript has 9 exons. The coding region runs from base 479 to 3883 and encodes 1134 amino acids. The record is from RefSeq and is a predicted model, not a curated record.
GAGUUUAGUGCCCUAAGGAUUGCUCACAAGACAGUCAGUGAUCUGCUAACAACCGUUUAACACUGCAGAGCCCCAGACGCGGCGACAGACUGGGAAGAACGACUCAAUCUGGAUGAGAUCAUUAUUGAGAUACUUCAUUUAAAAGGUUAUAUCGAUCGAAACGGAACGCUCAUCAUAGCCGCAGUUUAAGAUUUCCACAUUUUCUCACCGGUUCACCAAGUCUCCAGGAGAGGCAUCCCGUUACGCACAACUUUUACGCACAACCAAGGACCUGCCGAUGAGCGCAUUUUCGACGCACUGUUUUUGUUACCUGCAGCGCGGACUACAGUACAACUUACACUCUGACAGGUGUGAUUAUGUUAAGUGCGUUAAACCGCAGAAAUGGAUGAAACGAUCCGCUCCAUAGCCUGCUGAAGCGAAAACCAAACCACAGACACUGGGAACUUGUCUGGAACAGCGAGCUUCGUCGGGUGCCAAAAUGAGCCUUUAUUAUCAGAGCUGCAGGAUCUUACAGAUAGUGUUGGCAACAAUCACAGCGGUGCUCACACAAGACAUAAGCAGUAAAGAGCUGGCAGACAGUAAGAACCUAGUGCCUUUUCCAGUCUCCUUGCCAAUCAGCUAUGAGGUCCGUGAUGCCGACUACCUUUUCCUAAAAGAGGCUGGGCAGGACUUCAUGAGGAACUCCAGCACACAGAGUCACACGCAGCCCUUUGUUAUCUUAAGAGCCAGCCGCCAGCCAGCUGUCAGCGCCAGCUAUGGCACUAUGUACACAGAGCAGCUUGUGCCUCCAGAUCUGGUCCAAUCUGUGCAACUCUUCAACGCUCCGGAGGUCUUUACCUUUAACUGGAAAAUCCAGGCCUUUGUGCUGACCCCCAGGGUGUUCUCCUCCAAGCCUAAAGUACGGGUACUCUUCUAUGUGGCUGGGAGAGACUGGGGCAGAGGGGAGGGCACGCUGGAUGAGUUACCAUGUGUGACAGUGUUUGCUUUCUGGCAAACCCAGGAGGUUAGGGGCUCCUGUGCCAUGGGAGGUGAGAGGGGGACCUGCAUGGCUGAGCUAGCACCUGCACUAGGUUGGUUUGCUCCGGGGUCAGAGGGCACGAGCAGGGAGAGGCAGGACCCAUCUGCUGGGAACCCCGUGGAGCUGUACUACCAGGCUCAGCCUAAAGUUAAUGGGAAGUGUAAUUCCGUGGAUGGCAGUCGAUGGGGCAGCUCACAGCAGCAGGCUGAGUAUGUUCCUGUCACCCCCAUGCAGAGGAUUGGCAGCGUUCGUCUCCUGCAGGUGCCCAAAGGAAUGGCAACACUUUCUCGGCUGAAGCUUGGCAAUGCCAUUGUUAUACGGACAUCCUCCAAACCACUGAAGAAGACUGACAUCGCCACCUUCUACAUACUCAUGGCCAGCUCUGCUCAACUCACCAACUUCACUCUCAAAGCGACAGUAAAGAAAGGUGUGACCUUUCGAACAGCGACACCCAGUAACUCUUUACUGUGGGACAUCACUCUGGACAUGGGUGCAGAUGGAGCCAUUGCUGUUGUUUGUCAAAGGAAGGCCCCCAUACCUGGAAAGAGACUUGAAAGCAGCCUGUUGGAGAUACUUCAGAUGGACUUUGAGGUAGAGGAGCUGAGCAGUCCUCUUGAUAGUCAGGUGAUUAUUUGGAAGCUGGAGCUACCGUUAGGAUCCAAAAACGUAGCCAAGACUGAAGGAGCCAUGAGGAUCUAUACCACUCAGAGAGACUUCGUUGGCCUGGCCCCUCUGGUGAUGGACACAGAGCUUCUCAACACAGCUGUUCUGACUGGAAAGAAGGUGGUGACGCCUGUGAGGAUAGUCGCAGUAGAGGAAGAUGGAGUGGUGACUGACGUGUCCGACUACACCGACUGUUCUUCCACCGAUGAAGACAUACUCAAGGUUUCAGACAGGUGCGAUUAUGUGUUUGUGAAUGGAAAGGAGACAAAAGGGAAGUUGAAGAUGAUGGUGAACUUCACCUAUAGCUACCUGAGUGCUCAGCUGGAAAUGAAUGUGUGGAUGCCCCGACUCCCACUUCAGAUUGAGGUGUCAGACACAGACCUAAGCCAGAUCAAAAGCUGGAGGGUACCGAUAUUGACAUCCAAGAGACCUGGUUGGAACAGUGAAGAAGAGGACAGAAAGGGGAAGGGCUGCAUGCUACAGUUUCAGCACGCCAUGGUGCGAGUGCUAACCCAUUUUGUAGCUGAGCAGGAAGACCCUCGGGAUCCUAAGGCCUACUUCCUGGGCUCUGAUUGGCAGGUGGAUGUCACAAGGCUAGUUAGAUAUUUCAUGAAGGUGGAGGACCCACGUGUAGCAAGACUACAGGCAGGAAGGGUGCUACAAGGACGAGACCUAGGGACAACCACAAUCCAGGUGUUUUCUCCACUUUCUGACACAAUCUUGGGUAAGACACCAAUUCAGGUUGUGGAUGAGAAGGUGACCAUCACUGAGUUGGGGGUUCAGGUGGUCACAGGACUCUCCAUGACGCUUCAGCUCAGUCCUGGAAGCAACAAGGCCAUCCUCGCUACAACAACCACGCAAGAAAUUCUACAGAGCCCCAGACAGAAAGCUUUCAUCAGUGCCUGGGUGCAGUUCAGUGAUGGCAACCAGACACCUCUCGAUAUUUAUGAUCCUGCCUUCUACCGUUUGACGGCGACAUCUCUCGAUCAGGGUGUGGUGUCAGUGCAGGGCACGCCUCAGGCUGUGGUUGCGGAAGGAGAAGGUGAGGGUGGGCUGGUCAAAGUGGAACUGUCCAUCUGUGAAGCCUGCCAAAAGUCCAAACGUAAAAGCACUGUGGCUGUAGGCAAUGGGAGCCUUAAGGUCAAGUUUCAGGUGAACAGUCGGCGCCCAGACAAUAAUUCCAGCUCUGACGGCAGCAAUGUUGGUAGCAAGGACAAAGGCAGUGACUACGGGAAUGAUGGUGAGGGUGCAGAUAGUGAGAAGAAAUUGAGGAUACCAUCUAGGGAUCCACCUGCAAGCUCAGAAAGAGAGGAGGGUGCAAUGCAGAAAAUCACAACCACUGUUAAAUCUACAGAACGCACUUACAUAACUAGCGGCAGCCUUGGAGGAGUUGGAAAGACCAGCAAUUCUGGAAACCCUGGUAGUCCUACCAGCAUGGUCAACGUCAACAUGAUGAGCAGCCCCAGUGAAAGCAGCAAAGGAUAUGAUUCAGACAAUAUGAUAGUAGAGGACAUGGGCAGUGUUAGCCUCACUAGCACUGUGAAGGCACCUGGUAACUUGGUGAACUAUAACAACUUCCCUACCAAGGUUGAGGUGCCUGGGAGGGAAUCAGUGGAGGUGGAAAUUGGUGGUGAGGAGUUGUUGGCCAACAGGCCUCUCACAGACUUGGAGAUUGGGAUGUACGCUUUGUUGGGUGUCUUUUGCCUGGCCAUCCUGGUGUUUCUGGUCAACUGUAUCUCUUAUGUUGUUAAGUUCAGACACAAGAAGCCCCCUUCUCAUAACCAGGAGCCAACAGGACAUAGACAUGAUUGGGUGUGGCUUGGCACAGAUGCUGAGCUAGUGAUGAGCGUGCCAGGCAGUCCAAUCCAACAAGACUCCCAAACUACAACCACCGUGAUAGACAUUGUGCCUGAUAAAACUGCCUCUCUGUCUAGAAGGCCCAGCUGCCUGGCCUCUGUUACAGACUCUCCCAUUAGCUGUGUGGGCUCCCUCAGGAGCAAACCUAUGCACACCGAGUCCCUCCAUUCACCCACCAGUAAGAGAAAGAGAGUCCAGUUUACCACCUUCUCCACACUGGAGCGCCAGCAUUCACCACAUCUCCCAGCAAGGGAGAAUGGUGAUGGAAUCCACUGGGUUGGGAAGGAGGACAGUUGUGAGGAGGAACCCCAAGUGCCCAUCACAGAGCCUGGGGACCAGUUGUAAUACAGAACCUGUUCAGACCUCACAUGUACAGACGAUGUGGCUUUGAUCACCUCAAUGCCUUUGUUAAAUCCAAAAACUUUCAAGAAUAUGUGAUUUUGGAAUCAUCAAGCCCCAUAUUUCAUAAUUAUCAAGGCCUUUUACAUGUACAUGUACUGUAUAUUACUGUUAAUACUGGUGAAUGAAUGAGUAUGGAGAGCGUGGUUGAAAAGUAAGACUCUUCUUUAUACAAAGCCACCAAAUGUUGAUGCUGCAUGCAAAUAUCUAAAUCUAAAUUUCUGCACUUGCAAGAUGGUAAAUAUAGUGCAGUCAACACUGAAAAAGCAUCCAAAAAUAAAAAUACAAUAUAUAUUUAUUACCAGUUAACACACAGAACAGAGGUGUACUGAUAUGGGUGUUAUCACAAAUGUGGCUUUCAUUAAUCAUGAUAACCCAAAUAGAUGUUUGACAAUUAUUGGAAAUUCCUACCAGGGGCCCAAAACAUUCAAGAGAUAAAACCUUUUACUUUGUAAUUUUAUGUUGAUCUAUGUUUUUUUUCAUUAAACACACUAUGAUCUUGUAUAUUGUUAAUUUUUAUUUUUUUUCUCCACAAGGCAUAUUGCAAAUGCGUUAUAUGUUAUAUAUUUGCAAAAUUCCCUUUAAAAAUAUUACACAGCCAAGUAAAAUUUAAAGAGCAUUUGACAUAACAGUAAAGUAAGUACUGUACAUUAACAGCAAAUGUUCAUUAAACUGUCCAGACCCAAGG